This is a messenger RNA of Fonsecaea erecta, 2079 nucleotides long. RefSeq lists its product as hypothetical. The coding region runs from base 1 to 2079 and encodes 692 amino acids. Gene Ontology annotation, biological process: phosphorelay signal transduction system; phosphorylation. Gene Ontology annotation, molecular function: phosphorelay sensor kinase activity. The transcript has 2 exons. Lineage: Eukaryota; Fungi; Ascomycota; Eurotiomycetes; Chaetothyriales; Herpotrichiellaceae. The record is from RefSeq and is a predicted model, not a curated record.
AUGGAACGAAUCUUCGCUCUGUCGCCGACGCCGACUGUCGUCCUCGACAAGGAUUUACAAAUACUCACGCUGUCGAAUGCCUGGCAAGACCAGGGUCCAAUCUCACUGGACAUAGUUCGUGGCAAAUUCUUUCUGGAGACGAUCGACAUUUUGCACCUGCCCUUGGAUGCCGUCACCACCACCCAACUGAUUCAGGGUGCAAUCACGAGCCGCAAAGAGCAGCGCUCUGAACCCGUCCCAGGGUUCAAGGACAACAGCCAUUGGCGGAUUCGAGUAGUCCCCAUUUUUGACAAGGACGAACUCCUCUACGUGGUUAUUGAGGCUCUUGACGCUACGGAAGAGGUCGAGAAGGCCCGAGAACAACUCGCUCAAUUGACAUCGGCAGAGACCUAUCGCAUUCUGGUCAGCACCCUUCGCGAUUACGCCAUCUUCAUGCUCGACGAGAAAGGCUACAUAGCCACCUGGAACACCGGCGCCAUGCUGCUCAAACAGUAUACCCAGGAAGAAAUAGUGGGCAAACACUUCUCGACCUUCUACAGCGAAGAGGAUCGAAAGGCACGAAAACCUGAAAAAGAGCUUCAAGUGGCUCUGCGAGAGGGCAAAGUGGAAGACGAAGGUUGGCGGGUCAAGAAGGAUGGGUCCAGGUUUUGGGCAAAUGUCAUCAUCGCCCCCGUCUACCGCGACGGAGUCUUGACUGGUUAUAGUAAAAUCACCAGAGAUUUGACGGAACGAAGGGCGGGAGAGGCACGACUGAUUGCUGCAUACGAAGAGGCGUCCAAGAUGAAGUCCGACUUCUUGGCCAACAUGAGCCAUGAAAUUCGAACGCCGAUGCACGGGAUGCUCUCGGCCUUGUCGUUACUGAUCGACACGGGACUCACGGACGAACAGAAAGAGCUCGCCAACAUCAUCGAUGAAUCGGGAGCCAUCCUGUUGCAGGUCAUCAAUGACAUCCUCGACUAUUCUAAGCUCAGCUCCGGGACCUUUUCCCUCAACAAGGAGGUCAUGAACAUUGCGGAAAUCGUUGCGGCCGUCCGACGGUGUUUCAACAUCGGCUCAUCCGAUAACCUGAGAUUUGAAAUCGAUCUGGAUCCUCGUCUCCCAACCUUCGCCCAGGGAGAUCCUCUCCGCUAUCGCCAGAUUUUACAAAACCUAGUGUCUAACGCGAUCAAAUUCACUGACAGAGGCUUUGUACGCGUCAAAGUUGCUCUCACCCACGAGGACGACGCCUCGUAUGACAUAAAAACAGAAGUGAUCGAUUCCGGGAUCGGUGUCACCCCCGAGGCUGAGAAUGUCUUGUUCACCCCUUUCACCCAGCUCGACACCUCUUCGACCAAAAGAUACAAAGGCACGGGACUAGGUCUUUCCAUCUGCAAGAGCUUGGCCGAACUCAUGGGCGGUAUGGUAGGUUAUCUGCGGAAUCCUGAGAACCAGGGAAGCACCUUCUAUUUCACAUCCAAGGUCAACAAAAUCGAAGUCUCACCGGCCAAACCAUCCCCCAAGUUGUCGCUGGAAGCGGAUCUCAAAAGACUGGCGCGGACGAAGCACAUACUUCUCGUCGAAGAUAACGCCAUCAAUCAAACUAUCAUGGUUCGCCUUUUGCGAAGCUUUGGCCUGGAGAAGGUGGAUGUGGCCGCCGACGGCGCCGAAGGGGUGAGGAUGGUCACCCAGAAGCCUCUGGCGUACAGCCUGAUCUUGAUGGACAUUUCCAUGCCGGUGAUGGACGGUGUGACCGCCACACGGAAGAUUCGAGAAGCUGGCCAUGUGGUUCCUAUAAUUGCCAUGACUGCGAAUGCGUUGAAAGGAGACGAAGAGGGGUAUCUCGCAGAAGGCAUGAACGACUAUAUUGCCAAGCCUGUGGACAGAAGACUUCUCAUGGAGUCGCUGAUCCUGAAGAUCCUGAAGAUGGUCUCAGGAAAAAAUAGGGCCUUCGUGAUUGCCACGAGUCGCAGCAUGCACUUCGUUGGCAAGCACAAAGUCGCACUAGCUCGCGUGGAAUUGACAGGCUUGCACCUAAAACUCGCGGUGCACAAUGCCUCGAUUAUCUCUAUCGCGACGCCCAGCAGGGGCUUCGACCGAUAA